AUGGCCCCAACGCGGUCUGACCAAGAAAUUGGGCUCUCCAUUAUUGACCAAAAGGACCCUCGCCCGUUCAACGACCGCAUCGUCCCCGACAUCGUCCAUCACCCCAAGGCCGACGUUGACCGUGACCAGAUCGCCAAGCCCGUCGACGGCACCUCCUCCGACUCGGACUCCACCGUCACCGACCUCUCCGACCAGUUCGACUGGGAUGCGGAGGAGGACGCGAAGUCGGCACACAUCGCCGCCUCCAUCAAGGCGAAGCGCGGCCGCCGAGUCUACCAGGCCUUCCUCAAGCUCCCCCGCCUCUUCCGUGUCCUCCUUGUCGGCAUCCUCGGUGCAGGCGUGCUCAUUACCCCCCUCAUCGUCGUCACCUUCCGCUUCUCGGACAGCCCGGUCAAAAGCCAUGCAUACGUGUGGUCGCUUUGGCUCACCAUAGCCUGGGCGGCUGGUAUCGCAACCUACAUCAUCGUCGAUGCCAUUCCACACCUCGUCCUCGUUAUCCUUCGCGUUGCCGGCUACAAGAUUGAACGUAUGCGCGUGACCAUCGAGCUCAUUGCGGCCAUUCGUGGCUGGCUCAAGCUCGCUCUCGAUGUCGCAUGGCUAUGGAUAUCGCUCUCGGUCAUUCGCGCCCUCCUCAACCCGCCCGGGUCUUACUGGACUAUUGUCAAUCGGGUUGUACAGGCCUUAUUUGCGCUUGCCAUGCUCGUUCUUGUCGAGAAGAUCUUCCUGCGUUAUGUCGCGAUCAACUUCCACCGGAAGGCGCUCGCGGACCGCAUCGCGGAGAACCAGCUCGGCCUCCGCGCUCUUGACCGGCUCUCGAAUGCGCAGCCGACGCCUAAGAAACAACCAUACAACGGCAAGAAGGGCCACCGCUCGCGCGGGUCUAGCCUCGACAUGCUCGGCAUGGCCAACGGCAACGGCGAAAAGGGGACGGGUUCCGCCUCCGGCUCGCGCGCGGUGUCUCCGACGGAAGCGAAGGAACAGCAGAAGCGCCGCAGCAAGAAGGCAAGGCGGAAUAUGGUCGCGGCGGUCAUCGUCGACCAGCUCGGAGGUGCGCUCGAGCAGGUCACUCAGGACCAGUUCGGAUCGCUCGCGAGUGCGGGGAAGUUGGCAAGGAAGCUGUUCAGCACGCUGAGCGAUGUACACCCGGCGAGGAAGUACCUCAUCGUCGACGACUUUUACCCUUACUUCCCGACUACUGCGGAUGCCCACGCCGCCUUUGCUCUUUUUGACAAGGAUGGUAACGGUGACAUUUCUAAGAAGGAAAUGCGCGAGGCUGUUCGCCGUAUCUAUCGCGAACGCAAGGCUCUCACCGCCAGUCUGAAGGAUGUCGGUUCGGCGGUUGCAAAACUUGAUGCGGUCAUGCUGGGGGCCGUGUUCCUCAUCUUCAUCUUCAUCGCCUUGCUCAUCUUCAACCGAACCAACUCGAUUGCAUCGCUCGUCCCGCUUGCCACCAUCAUCGUCGGUUUCUCGUUCAUAUUCGGAAAUUCUGCCGCUCAGCUGUUCCAGUCGCUCAUCUUCAUCUUCUCCACUCACGUGUUCGACGUUGGAGACCUGGUUGUGAUUGACGACCAACCUCUCGUCGUCCGCGAGUUCGGCCUCUUUGCAACCACCUUCCGCCGUGUGGAUGGAAUGGAAAUUGUUGCACCCAACUCUCUCCUCUCUAGCUCGAAGCUCGUGCACAACCUCCGUCGCUCCAACUCGAUGUGGGAGUCAACGGAGCUCAUGAUCGCCUACGACACCCCUCUCGAGCUGAUCGAGCAACUUCGGACGAAGCUCCAGGCCUACGUCGCUGCCAACAACCGCGAGUGGUCUAACUGCGCGGUCAACAUCGACAAAAUGGAGUACCAAAACGCAAUUUUCGUCAUCGUCGCGAUGGAGCACCGCCCGAACUGGCAGGACUGGGGAGGACGUUGGGUGCGCCGCAACGGCUUUAUGCGCAACCUCAAGACCUGUCUCGAGGAGCUCGAUAUCCGGUACACCAAUCCCCUCCAACCCUACAUUGUUCCUCGUGGCGGAUCCGGGAGCGUACCUUUCCUCGACGUCCCGCCCAGCCCGCGCUCGGGAAGCGGGGGUCGCAGGGGGUCCCCUCAGAUGAGCCGCGAGACGCUCGGCAAUGCAGGUUUCUUCGAGGCGGGCCCAAUGGGCCGCUCACCGUCGCGCAGCUUGCGUCCAAGUGGUGAUAUGUUCUGA
Molecule: messenger RNA, 2190 nt
Organism: Epithele typhae
Lineage: Eukaryota; Fungi; Basidiomycota; Agaricomycetes; Polyporales; Epitheliaceae
Product: Mechanosensitive ion channel-domain-containing protein
Exons: 6
Coding region: 1-2190 (729 amino acids)
Biological process (GO): intracellular calcium ion homeostasis; calcium ion transmembrane transport
Cellular component (GO): membrane
Molecular function (GO): calcium channel activity; calcium ion binding
Source: RefSeq, a predicted model, not a curated record